AUGAAAGAAAAACUGUGGAGGAACGGUCAAAACCGAAAGCAAAUAUUUCUAAGAAAUACAUCAUUGGAGUUGUUAAAAUACGUCAUCGGUGAUAGACAUUUAUGGUGGAUAAAGCUAUACUUUAUAAUAAUUUUUGCUUCGCUUAUUUAUGUGGCCGUAAACUUAGCGGUUCGCGUUUUUGUUAAAUGGGAAGACACGCCAGUGAUUAUUGGAAUUAGUUCAACUAUGACUCCAAUUAGUAAGAUUCCAUUCCCUGCAAUAACGGUUUGUAAUAUGAAUCAGGCAAAGAAAUCGAAAGUAGAAGAUUUAAUACCUGGAUCGCUAGGAUAUUCCAUGCUACAGAAAACUUGCUAUAAAGAGAAUACUUAUGGCAAUUUUACAAAAUCGAAUCAUCGUUCUAAAAACGAAACGUUCCCCAACUUUAUACUAAAUGUUUCUGAGAGAUGCGAAGAUUUGAUAGUGUCAUGCAUGUUUCAUAAAAAAAAGUUACCAUGCACUGAUAUCUUCAGAGAAAUCUUUGUAGAUGAGGGCUUGUGCUGUGUAUUCAAUUUGUUGCAUCCAUAUUAUUUAUACAAAUUCAGGCCAACAUACAUUCGGGACUACACCUCAACGAAUAGGUUUGCAGACAUUGCAGUGGAUUGGAAUCCUAUAUCUGGCUAUCCACCGAAACUACCGUCCAGCUAUUACCCGCGGCCAGGAGUUGGCGUUGGCAUUGCUAUGGGUUUACAAAUAAUACUCAAUGGUCACGUGAAUGAUUAUUUUUGUUCCUCUACAAAUGGACAAGGAUUCAAAGUGCUAUUGUAUAACCCAAUCGAUCAACCACGUAUGAAGGAAUCUGGAUUACCAGCAAUGAUCGGGCAUCAGACAACAUUUCGUAUAAUCGCGCGGAGCUUUGAAGCCCUGCCCAGCAUUCGUAACAUCCAUCGAACGAAACGACAAUGUAUUUUUAGCGAUGAAGAAGAACUUUACUUUUAUCGUUAUUAUACGCGACGCAACUGCGAAUCUGAAUGCGAUGCGUUGUUCUUCCUUCGACUGUGUGAUUGUAUUCCAUACUAUCUGCCGUUGGUAUUUGCUAACGCUACAGUAUGUGAUGCGGCUCAGUUUGAUUGCUGGAAUAAUGCGGAAUUACAGAUCUUUGACAAGAAAAGAUCUGAAUGUAAAGAUUUGUGCCUAACCAGUUGUCAUGAUCUUACGUUCUUUCCUGAUGCUUUCACAACACCUUUUAGCCAACAGGACCUGAAGGCCCAGAGUGAUUAUUUAAAGAAUUUAUCAAAUGAAUAUAUCCGAAAAAACUUGGCAGUAGUAAAUUUCUACUUCACAGAAAAUUAUUUUAGAAGCAAUGUGAGGACUUCGUACACCGGACCAACUGAAUACAUGUCUUUAACUGGUGGUAUCAUGAGCCUUAUGAUUGGAUUUAGCGUUAUCUUUAUCGCCGAAAUUCUUUAUGUUGUUGUUCUAUUUUUCAUAUUAUUAUUUUUCAAACUUUAA
Molecule: messenger RNA, 1488 nt
Organism: Drosophila persimilis
Lineage: Eukaryota; Metazoa; Arthropoda; Insecta; Diptera; Drosophilidae
Product: pickpocket protein 28
Exons: 5
Coding region: 1-1488 (495 amino acids)
Biological process (GO): sodium ion transmembrane transport
Cellular component (GO): membrane
Molecular function (GO): ligand-gated sodium channel activity
Source: RefSeq, a predicted model, not a curated record